Salvia splendens (bonfire salvia) is the source of this 894-nucleotide messenger RNA. RefSeq names its product zinc finger protein ZAT5. The transcript has a single exon. The coding region runs from base 125 to 718 and encodes 197 amino acids. Lineage: Eukaryota; Viridiplantae; Streptophyta; Magnoliopsida; Lamiales; Lamiaceae. The record is from RefSeq and is a predicted model, not a curated record.
CUUAAGUUGCCACUGCAAGAAAAGAAGAACAUCAUCAUAAGUGAACAUUUCCACCUUUCCUUCUUUUCUCACUCUAUUUAUAGCAACUCUUUUUCAUCAUUUCCAAAUCACCCCUCUUUCCAUCAUGCUACAAGAAGUUAGUACUAUGAUGAAGGGGAAGAGGAGCAAGCAGCCGCGCUCCGCCUCCCCACUCAGCGUUAUAAGCGACGUCUCGCCUUCGCACUCCGCGCAUGAUGAGGAGGAGGAGGAAGAGAUGGCUAAUUGUCUAAUCCUAUUAGCCAAAGGGAGAUCAUCACCGCCGCCACCACCGGCCGAGGAGGCGUACCAAUGCAAAACAUGUAGCAAGUGUUUCUCAUCCUUCCAAGCUCUAGGCGGCCAUCGCGCUAGCCACAAGAAGCCGUUGAUGGAUGACACCACAAAUCUCUCACUUCAAAUCUCAUCAAGCUGCAGAUCGGCGUCUUCGCCGAGCAAGGCUAGGGUUCACGAGUGCUCCAUAUGUGGCGCCGAGUUUGGCUCCGGCCAGGCCUUGGGCGGCCACAUGCGCCGCCAUAGGCCCAUUCCGGCCAAUCAUGGAGUCAAGAAGGCGAAGAAUCUCUUAUCUUUAGACCUCAAUCUUCCGGCACCGGAAGACGAUCAACCGGAAUCUAAGUUUCCUUUUGCGGCAAAGGAACAAGUCAUAGUCUUCGCUGCUUCGCCAUUGAUUCACUGCCAUUAUUAACUAGAUUAUAGAUUUAUUUAAUUUGUUGUAUCCAUUCCUUUUUUACUUUCAUUCUACGAAUUUCACAUGAAAAGUAGUGAAAUUCGGUGCCACUAUUUAUUAUUCAAUAUUCAUAUGCUCAUAAAUGUAGUUGAUUCUUUUAUAUUUGCCACUUUUUAAGUAUACUGUAUACAUGU